Myotis daubentonii (Daubenton's bat) is the source of this 5975-nucleotide messenger RNA. It is a transcript of the gene RUBCN, whose product is annotated as rubicon autophagy regulator. Gene Ontology annotation, biological process: negative regulation of endocytosis; negative regulation of autophagosome maturation. The record is from RefSeq and is a predicted model, not a curated record. Gene Ontology annotation, cellular component: late endosome; early endosome. Gene Ontology annotation, molecular function: phosphatidylinositol phosphate binding. Lineage: Eukaryota; Metazoa; Chordata; Mammalia; Chiroptera; Vespertilionidae.
GGCCGUCGUCUCAGCAGUUUGCCUUUCCGCCCAAAUUGGGGAAUGCUGGACCCUGAGCACCUCAGAAUCACGUGCCUUAAAUGAGAUCAUAUUCCUCGGUGUCCUUUGAGUCCCUCCUGCGACAGAAAGGCCCCAAAGCUUUGGCACACAUGAACCUUUCACACCCCACUGCAAUGCAGCCUCGGAGGCAGGGCAGACCCCUGUGAACCCAGGUUGCAGAAUUCCCUCCCAGCUCCCCUUCCCCGCCCCCGGCCAGCUCCACCACCUGCCACAGGAGUCGCCGCCACGUCUGGACGCAAAGCGAAGGCUGCAUUGACAAAUUUCGCGGCAGUAGCGAUAGAAGUAAAUGCUAACGUCUCCCCUAUCAGUACUGUACCGUUUCUCAAACGGUACUCUGAAAACAGUGAGCACGGUACUUGCGACUUAAUAUAAAGACUUCAUCUUCCCUUGGGAGAGGGGAGGGAGCACUGGCAGUUGCUGGGUAAUUUGAAGACCACUGUGGAGGGUUUGGUGUCAGCCAACAGCCCCAACGUCUGGUCCAAGUAUGGUGGCCUGGAACGGCUUUGCAGGGACAUGCAGAGCAUCCUCUAUCAUGGGCUCAUCCAUGACAAGCAGGUGUGCUGCCGCCAAACUGAUUACUGGCAAUUUGUGAAAGAUAUCCGCUGGCUGAGUCCCCACUCAGCCCUUCACGUGGAGAAGUUCAUCAACUUGCACGAGAAUGGCCAGAGCAGCACUGACGGCGUGAAUGAGCGUGUCAUUGCAGAGCUGUGGCUGCAGCACAGCCUGCAGUGCCACUGCCUCUCCGCUCAGCUCCGACCUCUGCUUGGGGAUAGACAGUAUAUCAGGAAGUUCUACACAGAUACUGCUUUCCUGCUAAGCGAUGCCCACGUCACAGCCAUGCUGCAGUGCCUAGAAGCAGUGGAACAGAACAACCCCCGCCUGCUCGCCCAGAUUGAUGCGUCCAUGUUUGCCAGAAAGCAUGAGAGCCCACUGCUGGUGACAAAGAGCCAGAGCCUGACAGCUCUGCCUGGUUCCACAUGUACUCCUCCAACCAGCUCCGCUCAACAUUCCUAUUUUGGGUCCUUCUCUAGCCUCCACCAAUCUGUACCCAAUCACGGCCCAGAAAGAAGAUCUACUUCCUUUUCUCUCUCCGGCCCUCCCCGGAAACCUCAAGAAAGCAGAGGGCACAUUUCCCCAGCAAAGGAUGAAACCAUCCAAGCCCCUCUUCUUCCAGUCUCUGCAUUAGCCAGGGAUUCCCCUUCAACUCCAAAUGAGAUGAGCUCCAGCACUCUGACCAGCCCCUUAGAGUCAUCCUGGGUCAGCAGCCAGAAUGAUUCCCCAAGCGAUGCCAGUGAGGGGCCUGAGUACUUGGCCAUCGGCAACCUGGACUCCCGAGGCCGGACCGCCAGUUGUCAGAGUCACAGCAGCAAUGCUGAGAGCAGCAGCUCCAAUUUGUUCUCCUCCAGCAGUUCCCAGAAGCCAGCUUCUGCUGCUUCUUCCGUAGUGGACCAAGAGGGAGGUGGGCAGAGCCAGCUGUCCAGUGUCCCUCGCAGGUCCAGCUUCUCAGAGGGACAGGCACUCACUGUCACCAGCGGAACAAAGAAGAGCCAUACUCGCUCCCACUCGGAUACCAACAUUGUCUCCAGAGGAGCUCCAGGAGGCCCCAGGAAUAUCACCAUUAUAGUUGAAGAUCCCAUUGCAGAAUCCUGCAAUGAUAAGUCGAAGUUGAGAGGCCCCUUGCCCUACUCUGGCCAAAGCAGUGAAGUCAGCACACCCAGCUCUCUGUACAUGGAGUAUGAGGGUGGACAGUACCUAUGCUCAGGUGAAGGCAUGUUCCGAAGACCAUCAGAAGGACAGUCCCUUAUCAGCUACCUGUCCGAGCAAGACUUUGGCAGCUGUGCAGACCUGGAAAAGGAGAAUGCCCACUUCAGUAUCUCAGAGUCCUUGAUUGCUGCCAUUGAAUUAAUGAAGUGCAACAUGAUGAGCCAGUGUCUGGAAGAGGAGGAAGAGGAGGGGGAAGACAGCGAUAGAGAGAUCCAGGAACUGAAGCAGAAGAUCCGCCUUCGCCGCCAGCAGAUCCGCACCAAGAACCUGCUCCCUGGGUACCAGGAGACCGAGCAUGGAAGCUUUCGGGUCACUUCCAGCAGCUCCCAGUUCAGCUCCCGUGAUUCCACACAGUUCUCUGACUCUGGCUCUGCUGAUGAGGUUGAUGAAUUUGAAAUCCAAGAUGGUAGCGAAGGAUCUAACCUGACUCACAUGUCAAAGAAUGGACUCUCAGUGUCAAUGGCCUCGAUGUUUUCAGAUGCUGACAUCAGAAGGAGCACAGCCUCAAACAACAAAUCCUUGAUUUCCUCCUCCCAGACCUUCUCCCACUGCUUCCUCCACUCCACGUCCGCUGAGGCAGUAGCCAUGGGGCUCCUGAAGCAGUUUGAGGGGAUGCAGCUCCCAGCCGCCUCAGAGCUAGAGUGGCUAGUUCCAGAGCAUGAUGCCCCUCAGAAGCUCCUGCCCAUCCCUGACUCACUGCCCAUCUCACCAGAUGAUGGGCAGCAUGCUGACAUCUACAAACUGCGUAUCCGUGUGCGUGGUAACCUGGAGUGGGCCCCACCCCGGCCUCAGAUAAUUUUUAAUGUUCAUCCAGCCCCAACGAGGAAAAUUGCUGUGGCCAAGCAGAAUUACCGCUGUGCAGGAUGUGGCAUCCGGACAGACCCUGAUUAUAUCAAGCGGCUGCGGUACUGUGAGUACUUGGGCAAGUACUUCUGUCAGUGCUGCCAUGAGAACGCCCAGAUGGUCAUCCCCAGCCGGGUUCUGCGCAAGUGGGACUUCAGCAAGUAUUAUGUCAGCAAUUUCUCCAAGGACCUGCUCGUUAAGAUCUGGAAUGAUCCUCUCUUCAAUGUGCAGGACAUCAACAGCGCCCUCUACAGGAAGGUCAAGCUGCUCAAUCAAGUUGGGCUGCUGCGGAUCCAGCUGUAUCACAUGAAGAACAUGUUCAAGACCUGCCGAUUGGCCAAAGACCUUCUGGAUUCCUUUGACACAGUUCCAGGCCACCUGACAGAGGAUCUCCACCUGUACUCGCUGAAUGACCUCACUGCAACCAGGAAGGGGGAGCUGGGGCUCCGGCUUGCUGAGCUCACCAGGGCGGGGGCUGCCCAUGUGGAGCGAUGCAUGCUCUGCCAAGCUAAGGGCUUCAUCUGCGAGUUCUGUCAGAACGAGGAUGACAUCAUCUUCCCUUUUGAGCUCCAUAAAUGCCGGACCUGUGAAGAGUGUAAAGCGUGUUACCAUAAAGCUUGUUUCAAAUGUGGAAGCUGUCCCCGGUGUGAGCGACUGCAGGCCCGGCGGGAGUUGCUGGCCAAGCAGAGCCUGGAGUCCUACACGUCGGACUGCGAGGAGGAGCCCACGGAAGCUUUGGCCUUGGAGGCUGCCGUCCUGGAGACCACCUGAAGAAAGCACGUCACGCCCUUUUUCUCGGGGCUAGGGUCACACAAUGCAGAGCUGAGCCGCCCUGUUAAGGAUUUUCCCCGCUUCUUUUUUUAAUUAUCAUUAUUCUCAUGUUUUAAUGACUUGUCUAAUGUCCAUAUAGAGCCAACCUUUGUUGGGUUGGUGGGGUCCAGUCUGCUGUGACAAAUCAAAUCGUAGGUACCAGGUAUUUCCAUCAGAACUGACACAUGGGUCCUUAAGCGAAGCUUGCGGUGCCUCUGCCAGGGGAAUGGACGGUGAAACUCAAUUCUCCGACAUCCGUGGCCUCCUUCACCUGGACCAGAUCCGGUUGCAGCUGCAUCUCAAGUAUCAUUUCCAGUUUCAUUUUGUUUUCGUUCUGGAGCCUCUGAGCCAGGCCUGUCUCAACCAACUCACUUCUCCUUUGCUGCUGAAACAGGAGGGUGGAGCUUUCUCCCUCCCAGUCCUGAAAUAGGGCAGACCAUGCCCCGAGGAGAAGCAGCAGAGGACAGGACACUGUGGACACUGUGUCCAGCUUACUUCGCUAUUUUUGAGGCCAUAGAAACAGCAUUCUUACUCCCCUGGACUCCACAGAGACCUCACAGAGGCAGCCAUGACUUCCUAGCUUGAAGUCUUUUAGGCGCAGGUGAUGUGACCGCUCGCUGACUUUAUCUUCCCUGAUGGGCUUGAAGCAAAGAACAGAACUAAUACUUCAGCCAGGCCCAUUUAUAGCCUUACACCAAGCAUAAAUGAGGCUGAUUAAGGGUAAUUUAUUCAGUCAGAGAAGCUGUUGGUCUCUUCUUAGGUGAUAAGGUCCCUACCUCUGGUGCAGAUCUGAUUUUUCAAGCUCAGACAAGUCCCUGAUGCCAUCCUAAACUGAGGACAGAAACCCCAUCCGCCAUCUUAUUUGGUGGGUCUCUUGCUGCUGCAUCCUCUGUUAGGUGGUCAUUGUGAUUCUGAGUAAAAGUAUGGCCCAAUUCCAUUCUCUCUUUCCCCAUCCUGUAACAGAGCUCGGACCCUCCCUGGUGGCUGGCUGAUCUCUUCUUGCCUUAGUUUUUUUUUGUCAAAGUUGGGAAAAGCUUCCUGCGAUUAGUGGUGUUAGAGAACCUGACAAUUUGUGUUUGUGAGUCUAAGUGUUCCUGGGAGAAUAAGUGUCUUUAUGUCAAUUAUGCACUUAACUCUUUAGCUUGGUGAUAGUCAUACGUUUAUUGAUCCUUUUCAUAUUACUAACUUUAACACACACACCCCUUUUUUUAAUGUGUGUUUGAUGGGAGAAGUUGCUGACGGGACCAUGUAUGUUUGUGGUUGUUCUUAAGUUGCUGAAGCUCCUGACCUGUUUCUGAAACACUGGUUAGGGUCGCUGCCCCAAGGGCUGGCAGCUCUGUGACCUAAAGCCCACAGCAUUUUUGUUCUUGGACUGACUUCUUCCCGUGUACCUGUCUUUCCAUCGCUGCUUGCUAGUCGGGGAAACUUGGCGUGUGUGCUGCCCCAGGAAGCUGAACAGAAAGUUGCACAUGGUUGGUGGAAGCUGAUAAGUGCCUGAGCUGGAGGCAACCAGGAGUCUCACAGGAAGUAGCAGGGACUGUACGGUAACAGUCAGACCUUAGGCACCACCGGGGCAAGGGGAGCAGGGAGGGAUUCGCCAGUGGCAUUGGUCCCUCUGCCCCCUUGGAAGACCCUGAGGCCGUUCUCCCUUUAAUUCGUGGAGGAGUCUCUGAAAGCAAGGCCUCCAGACCAGCCCUGUUUUGAAGGACUGACCAGCAGCCCUCUUGUCCUUCAAGGAGUUUUGGGAAUGAUCCCAUAAAACUCAAGGCUCACUACUUUGGUUGAAAUGACAAAUCCAGCUCCUCAUUCCAAGUCACUGCACUGGAGGAGAGACGUCCUCUCAUUCCUGCGCUGCCUGUUUCAUAUCAGCAUAGGAUCAAAGGAUGGAAAAUGCUGACACCGUUUCCAAAGCCGAGCUCAGCAGUCUCACCUGCUGCUGGGCUCUCACGUAUUUCCCUUCACCUCCCCACCCCGUCCCUUUAGGUUGCGUAUCUGUUUUAGUGACCCUGACAUCUGCUGUCACCACUGUCCAAAGACCCGUUUACUUAUUUAUUGGAGAGCAGGGGGAGAGAGGAAUGAGGGUGGGAUAUUUUGAAAGCACUUUGCAGCUAGCCAGUGUCUGAGAGUCCCUGCUGUUGUGGGGAGAAGCUUUGAAUGCACUGAAGAGAGUUCCUUCUGAAUGAAAUGGGAGGGAGGAGGUAUUCUUUUCUAUAAAUAAAGGGAAAACGGUUGCUUACUAGGCGGAGACAAGAUUCAGGACACAGCAGAAGAGUGGAAGGCAAAUAUUUUCCACUUAAAUGAAGCUGUACUUGACUUUCUCCGCUGAGGCUUUAGACUCUAAAGUUUAGAGCUUUUUGUUAAGUUAACAUAAAAGGAGCAAGAGUCUAAAUCGAGAUGUUCUGUGUAUACAACUCAUGUUCUGAACUGGAUUCCUAAUUGCUGUAAUUCACACAUACCUAACAGCUCAUUGUCCUCUUCAAUAAACUAAGGAAAUGAAA